AUGUGGCCCGCGUGGGGGAUUUCGGCCGUAUUUUUGGAAACUCGCAUAUUUGGCAGCAGUAUCAGUCGUACAAUCAGAACGUGCCUUCCUUCAGCAGUCUCAUCAAGAAGGCAUUUCCAGCGGUUAUAUACAGUCAUAAGGAAGUAUCAGGUCAAGGUCAUAUCUGUUUGCCAAAAAAAGGAAUAUGGAUCUACUCGAAGUGUUGUCCGUAGACUUGGGACAAUUCUUUCCUUAGAGCCCUACCCAAGACCUUAUUUUCAACUUGUUCAAGACCCAAGUCCGUUGGGUUAUGAUGAACAAAGCACAGCUCCAGCUCCUGUAGCUCCAUCACUUGCUGAUGUCCUGUGGGUGGCAAAUGAUGAGGGACAAGCAUUUACUAGACUUAGGACUGAAUUGUGGAGAAAAGAAAAAAGUACAGCUUAUCGUGACUUACAUCCACCUAUAGAUUCAAUACAAAGUGUUCCAAAGACCAGUACACAAAAAGACAGUCUUGUUGAUCAAGCAGCACUCCAGAAAAUUUCUGCGCUUGAAGAUGAGCUAACCUUUCUUCGUGCUCAGAUUGCUCUAAUUGUUUCAGCACAGACACCGGGAAGCAUUCCGCCACAAGCCUUUAAAACAUUCAGCAUUCCAGAUGGAUUUUACCCAGUGCCAGCCAUGACUUCUACGCCAUUGUCCGUCUCUCACAAUCACUUUGUAAUUCCCUCACCGCCUCCACUUCCUUCUGUUGUACCAUCUGGUGUUGAUGCUAGUAAUUCAGCAAUCGAACUUAUAAAACAACGUCGUGCUGCAAGAAACAGUAGUUCAACUACAGCUGAUAGUGCUGAUCACCAGAGGACAAAGAACAUUCCUAGUAUGAUGGAUGUUUUGAAAGACCUAAACAAAGUUCAGUUGCGAGCUAUCGAGAGGUCACCCGGAGGUACUCCUCUUUCUAGACCCAAAAAGAGGCAAAGUUCCGACUGGGAUCCAGUUGCCCUACUGACUCAUGCACUAAAGCAGAAAUUUGCACAUAAAAAUGAUGAUGAUGAUGAUUCCCUGGACAAAGAAAAUCGAUCUUUUGAUAGCUCCCCAUUUUCUAGUCCAGAGAUCCCACUGGUUGGACAUUGCAGUCUGAAGCCAAAUACAAAAUCUAGCCUUAUAAGAACUGAUGAAGUUAAACAGGUAUCAACAUGGAAAGUGAGAGCACAUAUUUAG
Messenger RNA from Pelecanus crispus (Dalmatian pelican), 1191 nucleotides. The record is from RefSeq and is a predicted model, not a curated record. NCBI's taxonomy places the organism in Eukaryota, Metazoa, Chordata, Aves, Pelecaniformes, Pelecanidae.